AUGCCGCGCACGGACGCGUGCGCCGCCUCCAGCACUAGGACGUCGUGCCACCUCACGGUGGUCGGCUUUGGUGGCGCUAAAGAGCUGAAAGGCGAGCCCGGUGUCCUGGACGAGGAUAUGGUGGAUGUUGUCGAGGAGCGACGCCUAGAAGUGGCCAAGCUGAGCGCGUCCUUCUUCACCAGCACCACGGUGCCCCCGAUCCGGCCCUCCAGCACCGUGGACGCCGCGCGCGCCUCACGCUGCAAAAUUAAAGCCACAGCUGGCAAGAAAGCCACCACUGACAAGAAACAUGUUGCAGAAGUGCCGUACAAAGAGCUACUCAACCCAUCAAACGUUGGUGUGGCAGACGGAAUUGUUACGAAUGUUUUACUCGUAGAGACUGCGAGCAGCCGCAAUGAUACAAAGUUAAUUAUCCCCACUACUCCAGUGACCACACCAGCGAAGCAGGGAGGGCCAGGCGCAACGCAACAACGCAAGGCGGCGGCGAUGAGCUCUGCGGCUGCGGCGGCGACGAUGACGGGGUCGGGGAAGGUGGUGUGCGUCACCGGCGCAUCAGGGUACAUCGCGUCCUGGGUCGUCAGGCUGCUCCUCGACCGCGGCUACACCGUCCGAGCCACCGUGCGGGACACCGCUGACCCAAAGAAAACAUUGCACCUGACUGCGCUGGAUGGAGCUAAGGAUAGGCUGCACUUAUUUAAAGCUAGCCUGCUAGAAGAGGGCUCUUUUGAGCCAGAUUGCCCAACACAGAGCUGCCCCUACUAUCAACAACAAUUGAUUGUGUGA
This is a messenger RNA of Miscanthus lutarioriparius, 783 nucleotides long. The record is from the annotation of a GenBank genome assembly. Lineage: Eukaryota; Viridiplantae; Streptophyta; Magnoliopsida; Poales; Poaceae.